Messenger RNA from Pipistrellus nathusii (Nathusius's pipistrelle), 2736 nucleotides. Lineage: Eukaryota; Metazoa; Chordata; Mammalia; Chiroptera; Vespertilionidae. The record is from the annotation of a GenBank genome assembly.
AUGGCCACAGCCUGUAAAAGAUCGCCAGGAGAAGCGCAGUCUGACGACACUGAAGCCAGCCGAAUGAAGCGAGCAGCCGCCAAGCAUCUGAUAGAGCGCUACUACCACCAGCUCACUGAGGGCUGCGGGAACGAGGCCUGCGCGAAUGAGUGCUGCGCUUCCUGCCCGUCCUUCCUGCGCAUGGACAACAAUGCGGCCGCCAUCAAGGCCCUCGAGCUCUACAAGGUCAAUGCCAAACUCUGUGACCCUCAUCCGUCCAAGAAAGGGGCCAGCUCCGCCUACCUGGACAGCUCGAAGGGGGCCGGCGCCGGCGCCGGCGCUGGCGCGGACGGGAAGAUGAACAGGAAGGACGGCCCGGCGUCCAGGAGCGACUUUAAAGAUGUGGCUUUCCUCACCGAAGAAAUCGUCUAUGAAAUUCUUGAGUUAUGUAGAGAGAGAGAGGAUUACUCCCCUCUGAUCCGGGUGAUUGGGCGAGUGUUUUCCAGCGCCGAGGCCCUGGUGCAGAGCUUCCGGAAAGUCAAGCAGCACACCAAGGAGGAGCUCAAGUCUCUGCAAGCCAAGGACGAAGACAAAGAUGAAGACGAGAAGGAGAAGGCCACGGGCUCGGCCGCCACCAUCGCCGCCACCGCCACCGCCGCCACCGCCGCCGCCGCCGCCACCGCCGCCGCCACAGCCACCGCCACAGCCUCCGCCUCCGCCAUGGAGGAGGACUCCGGAGCCGCCGCCUCCAGAACGGGCGGCAGCACCCAGGGCGACGGCGCCCCCAAGCCGGGCCCCGAGGAUGUGUCCGUGGACAUCGAGGCCAUCCGGAGGGUCUACGGCAGGCUGCUCUCCAACGAGAAGGUGGAGACCGCCUUCCUCAACGCGCUGGUGUACCUGUCGCCCAACGUGGAGUGCGACCUGACGUACCACAACGUGUACUCCCGAGACGCCAACUACCUGAACCUGUUCGUCAUCGUCAUGGAGAACAGGAACCUGCACAGCCCCGAGUACCUGGAGAUGGCGCUGCCGCUCUUCUGCAAAGCCAUGAGCAAGCUGCCCCUGGCGGCCCAGGCGAAGCUGGUCCGGCUGUGGUCCAGGUACAGCGCCGACCAGAUCCGGAGGAUGAUGGAGACCUUCCAGCAGCUCAUCACCUACAAGGUCAUCAGCAACGAGUUCAACAACCGCAACCUGGGCAGCGACCGGAACCUCGUCAACGACGACGACGCCAUCGUGGCCGCCUCCAAGUGCCUGAAGAUGGUGUACUACGCCAACGUGGUGGGCGGGGACGUGGACACCGGCCACAACGAGGACGAGGACGACGAGCCGCUGCCCGAGUCCAGCGAGCUGACCCUGCAGGAGCUGCUGGGCGAGGAGCGCCGGAACAAGAAGGGCCCGCGCGUGGACCCGCUGGAGACCGAGCUCGGCGUGAAGACCCUGGACUGCCGGCGGCCGCUCAUCCCCUUCGAGGAGUUCGUCAACGAGCCGCUCAACGACGUGCUGGAGAUGGACAAGGACUACACCUUCUUCAAGGUGGAGACGGAGAACAAGUUCUCCUUCAUGACCUGCCCCUUCAUCCUCAACGCCGUCACCAAGAACCUGGGCCUCUACUACGACAACCGGAUCCGCAUGUACAGCGAGCGCCGCAUCACCGUGCUCUACAGCCUGGUGCAGGGCCAGCAGCUCAACCCCUACCUGCGGCUCAAGGUGCGGCGCGACCACAUCAUCGACGACGCGCUGGUCCGGCUCGAGAUGAUCGCCAUGGAGAACCCCGCCGACCUGAAGAAGCAGCUGUACGUGGAGUUCGAAGGAGAGCAAGGAGUUGACGAGGGAGGGGUCUCCAAAGAGUUCUUCCAGCUGGUUGUGGAGGAGAUCUUCAACCCCGACAUUGGCAUGUUCACCUAUGACGAGAACACGAAGCUGUUCUGGUUCAACCCGUCCUCCUUCGAGACGGAGGGCCAGUUCACGCUCAUCGGCAUCGUGCUGGGCCUGGCCAUCUACAACAACUGCAUCCUGGACGUGCACUUCCCCAUGGUGGUCUACCGGAAGCUCCUGGGCAAGCAGGGCACCUUCCGGGACCUGGGCGACUCGCACCCGGUGCUGUUCCAGAGCCUGAAGGACCUGCUGGCGUACGAGGGCAGCGUGGAGGACGACAUGAUGAUCACCUUCCAGAUCUCGCAGACGGACCUGUUCGGGAACCCCAUGAUGUACGACCUGAAGGAGAACGGGGACAAGAUCCCCGUCACCAACGAGAACAGGAAGGAGUUUGUCAGUCUCUAUUCUGACUACAUUCUCAAUAAAUCAGUAGAGAAACAGUUCAAGGCUUUUCGAAGAGGUUUCCACAUGGUGACCAACGAGUCCCCCUUGAAGUACUUGUUCCGCCCGGAGGAGAUCGAGCUGCUCAUAUGCGGGAGCCGGAACCUGGAUUUCCAGGCGCUGGAAGAAACCACCGAAUAUGACGGCGGCUAUUCCCGGGACUCGUCUCUGAUCAGGGAAUUCUGGGACAUCGUGCACACGUUCACCGAGGAGCAGAAGCGGCUCUUCCUGCAGUUCACCACGGGCACAGACCGGGCGCCGGUGGGCGGGCUUGGCAAGCUGAAGAUGAUCAUCGCCAAGAACGGCCCCGACACAGAACGGUUACCCACGUCUCACACCUGCUUCAACGUCCUGUUACUCCCGGAAUAUUCCAGCAAAGAGAAGCUGAAAGAGCGGCUGCUGAAGGCCAUCACGUACGCCAAAGGCUUCGGCAUGCUGUAG